AUGCGGGAGUCAUUUAUUUUAAUUAUCUUACCUCUCCUCGCGAUCGUAGUGAGGAGCUCAAAUGUAGAGAGCGACAGCUUCAAUUUAUACAAAGAUACCAUGCGUGCACGAAGUAGAGACGCUUUGAAGAUAGAUCCAGUUAUAUCAUACAUUUGGGAUCCAUACGCACCAAUAGAGGGUAUAGAAUAUUUUAACAUGCCAGCGUGGCUGCCAGAAUUUAGAAAAAGAGCAGCUGCCAAAAGGACUAAAAAGCGUAUGAUGAACGACUUGGUGCAAGUUGAAAGGAUGAAGAAACGGACUUCUAAAGCAGCCUUGUCACUGAUGCUACAGAGCAAACAGGAUCCUGAGCAGAUGACGGAAGAAGAGUAUAGUUGUUUGGUCGGCAAAUAG
Messenger RNA from Pararge aegeria (speckled wood butterfly), 390 nucleotides. RefSeq lists its product as uncharacterized. Bases 1 to 390 code for a protein of 129 amino acids. The record is from RefSeq and is a predicted model, not a curated record. NCBI's taxonomy places the organism in Eukaryota, Metazoa, Arthropoda, Insecta, Lepidoptera, Nymphalidae. The transcript has 5 exons.